Aspergillus puulaauensis is the source of this 975-nucleotide messenger RNA. RefSeq lists its product as uncharacterized. Gene Ontology annotation, molecular function: hydrolase activity. The record is from RefSeq and is a predicted model, not a curated record. Lineage: Eukaryota; Fungi; Ascomycota; Eurotiomycetes; Eurotiales; Aspergillaceae. Bases 1 to 975 code for a protein of 324 amino acids. The transcript has 2 exons.
AUGGUGGGCCCUCAGACCUCCACGCAUACAUUUAAAGUGGCCGCCGGAGUACCUCUCACGAUCGACAUCUCAAAACCGCCAAAUGCCCCGGAAAACGGCAUUACGGUUCUUCAUUUCCAUGGAGGCUUCCUGGUCAUCGGAGAGAAGACCACGUUCCCGCCUCACUGGCUGAUCAACGCCUGCCAUGCCCGUGGCUGGACAUAUGCAACGGCUUCAUACCGUUUAAUGCCAGAAUCUGAAGGACUUGAAGUCCUCUCCGAUGCUCUUGACGCAGUCCAGUGGAUUCAUAAGAACAUUGGCCAUCGCAUUCUAAUCGCCGGAUCAAGUGCGGGCGGGUAUCUUGCACUGGCCACCGCAGCACACCCUGAAUGUCCACGACCACUCGCGGUGCUCUCUGUGUAUGGGAUGCUUGAUCCCGCAAGCACGAGAUAUAUCGAGGGCGGUACACCUCUCCUGGCUCCGGUUGCAGACCUGCCCAUCGCGUUGGAGGAAAUCGACACAGCCGUGAACAGCGGAAAGGCCAUUGACGGCUACGCCUUCCCGGCAAGCCCUCCCACCGAUCAGCGCUUCAAAUGGAUUCGCGCUUUGCAUCAGGCUGCGAGAUAUCCGGAUUUGCUUACACGGACUCCAGGUCUGGCUGGGCAGAUCUCCGCGCAGGGCGCCGACGCGAUUCCCGAACGAUAUCGGACCCUGUUUCCGGUGUCCUUUGGACUGAAGUCAGACUUCCCUCCGACCAUCCUGUUGCAUGGCGACGGUGAUGUACUGGUCGGACUUGAUCAGAGUACUUCGGUCGCUGAAAGAAUGCUCUCACUUGGAGCCGACGUGCAUCUGGAGAUAGCGAAGGGUCAAGGGCACGGUUUCGAGGCCAAGGGUGUUAUUGAUAUUGACGCGAAUGAUGCGGCGGGUGAGGAUGUGGCGAUUAAUGACUGCCUUCGCCGCGUCAUCACGGCACUGGAAAAGCUGAGUUCUUAUUAA